Messenger RNA from Anisakis simplex (herring worm), 339 nucleotides. The record is from the annotation of a GenBank genome assembly. Lineage: Eukaryota; Metazoa; Nematoda; Chromadorea; Rhabditida; Anisakidae.
AUGACCGAUAUUGUGGGUGCAAGCAAAGUGAACGACAAUUUGUGCUUGAAUAAUAUGAUCGUGUUGCGUUUGCUGAGUGAGGAAGUGUUCGAUUUCGACGGCGAAAUGACACAGGCCAAAGCGCAUCAUCUGAAGAAAACGUUUUGUGGUGAAUUCCAGGCUGUAUUCACGCUGUGCCAUUUGGUUAUGGAAACUUCAGAAAAUGCUGCCUUGGUGGAGGCAACACUAAAUACAUUGUAUCGUUUCUUGAGUUGGAUUCCAGUCGGAUAUAUCUUCGAAACGAACAUCAUUGAUUUGCUGACCCAAAAGGUAGUUGAGUUUAAACUGGUGGUUUUGUGA